UAAAUUGCAUCCUCCCCUGCCUUGCCCUGCUCUACUAUACUUUACCCUAUAGCUUAGCAAGUACUCUACUCUACCGAAGCCUGAAAUACUAUACCUAUAACCGGUCAAUCGAUCACUUCGGAAUCGCCAUCUGUUCUCUUCCCCCCCUCUGCACAGCUGCUGCUGCUGCUGGUUCUGCUGCCCCGCUGCCACUUCCCCUCCACCUCCACCUCAGCUUCAACCAAUCAAUCAGCCAGUGAACCCAUCGAAAUAGGGUCGCCCUCCACCCCCCCCUCCGGCCAUAGCCAACCAUGUCCGCCGCAACAGCCGGAUCUCAGUCGACCAGCGCAUUCUCGUACCAAGGUUCCUUCUCAAGCACGCACUGCGGUUACUGCGAAACGGAUCCCAAGGAAAAUCCUCCAUUACGCUCGUCGUUCUACCUGCGCACAAAGGUCUUGACAGUAAGGCAUUAUCAAUGUCUCGUCGACCGUGGAUGGAGACGGAGUGGAACUACAUUGUACAAACCUCACAUAACCCUUUCAUGUUGCAAGCACUAUACCAUACGUCUUCACGCCGACACCUUCAAGGCAUCCAGGGACCAGCGGCAGUGUCUGCACAAAUGGACUCGCAACGUGCUUGGCGAGGAUUAUAUCCGGGAAGCUGCAAAGAAAUAUCCCAAGUCCAAAGAAGAGAAAAAGAAACAGAACAACAGUUUCAACCUGGCGGAGAGUGUUCACGCACCGGAAUACUCUACCAUUGAAUCAUCCAUCCCGCCCGAGCCGGCGCACAAGUUCGAGGUCACUCUUGAGCCCGCAUCUUUCUCUGACGAAAAAUACGAGGUCUAUGAGAACUACCAGCGCAAUGUCCACAAGGAGGAACCGCACGAGAUCAGCGCCGCAGGCUUCAAGAGGUUUCUGUGCGAAUCACCACUGCCCACGACGACCACGGAAUCGGGCAAGCGGUUUGGCUCGUACCACAUGUGCUAUCGCCUCGACGGACGGCUGAUCGCGAUGGGCGUGCUCGACUUGCUCCCCGACGUCGUCAGUGGCGUUUACUUCAUCUACCACAAUGACUUUGAGAGCUGGCACUUGGGCAAGGUCAGUGCCUGCCACGAAGCAUGUCUGGCGAAGGAGGGAGGAUACGGGUGCUACUACAUGGGAUACUACAUCCCCUCCUGCCAGAAGAUGCGCUACAAAGCCACCUACGGUCCCUCGGAGCUGCUGGACCCCUCCACAAACGUCUGGGUCCCGCUCACGGCAGACCUAAAGUCCUCGCUCGAAGCCGACAGCACCUGGAGCAAUCGCUUCUCGGGCCCCCCUCCCGAUCUCGAUAUCGAUCCUAGCAACGCAGGCGCGGGCUUCUCCAUCGACUCGCAGAUGCCGGGUAUAAUGUCGCAGGAGGAAUUGGACGAGUUCGAUCUCGGCGCCGUCAAGGUGGCUGCGAGAACCUUUCAGACGACGGCCGAUAACUUGCAGGGGUUCGAGGAUACCGAGGGGAUUCUGUAUAGGGUCGUUAGGGAGACGGUGGCAACGGUCGGGCCGGAGGUGGCGAGGGAGAUGGUGUUGAGAUUGGGGUGAACGGAGGGGGUGUGUGGUGUUGCUGUACCUAUGUGUGGUAGAUGUUUGGAAUUCGAACGGAGGCCCAUCUCCUCUCUCUCUCUCUGGAUAUACUCGCGGAGGCGGUCCUAGUAUGUAUAGAGUAUCUAGGUGCGAUGAGGUGAAGAAAAAAAAACUCUAUUGGGAGGACAUGAUGCAGGUUGGCAUGGCUACUGCGGCAGUCUUCAUAAAAUCCGUAUGUACCUAUGGAGGUAUUCGGUUUUGUUUCUUCAUUUAUUAAAUCAUGGCGAUCUGCGCUUUCCUCGCCAGACUGCAGUGUCUGUAUAUAAAUGAAGAGAGAGAGAGAGAGUUUCCAGACUAUGGUGAGUCUGUAUAUGGAGUACUUGGCUUCAUAAUCAAUCCGACCAGCGUGGAGCA
Tricharina praecox is the source of this 1952-nucleotide messenger RNA. Its product is annotated as arginine-tRNA-protein transferase. Lineage: Eukaryota; Fungi; Ascomycota; Pezizomycetes; Pezizales; Pyronemataceae. The record is from RefSeq and is a predicted model, not a curated record. The coding region runs from base 291 to 1556 and encodes 421 amino acids. Gene Ontology annotation, cellular component: cytoplasm. Gene Ontology annotation, biological process: protein arginylation. The transcript has 8 exons. Gene Ontology annotation, molecular function: arginyl-tRNA--protein transferase activity.